AUUGGAGUGAAUGGAGUUGGCGCAACUCUCUCUCUAUACGGCUCUGGCCAAGACGACGUUGUGUUUGGAGCCAAUCAGACGGCGUUCUGUGCGGAACUCAAUAAAUAUUAAUGAACUUUCCUUCGAAAAGAAAAUGUCGUCACCCGUAUUACGUCAAACUGCUUCCACUUUCAUAGGACUGACUAGUAGCCCCCCCACCGCUGGCCACUUGCAUAGUAGUUGUAAUGAUUCUAGCCAAUCCCCUACACAGUGUAUUAUCUAUCAGCCAAUCCAAUUGUAGGAGGUGGGGCACACCAUGUCAAUCUCAGCGUAGGAGCAGCGACCCUACCACCCAGGAGGGCGGGACUUUGCGGAAUACGAGUGGCAAUAAACAUCCAUAACGCUUUUGGUGUUGAAAAAUGUGCCACCUGCAUCGACAGUGUAGAUGAAGGUGCUUCUGUCAUUACGAGUCUUUUCUGUUUGUAAAUGAUUUAUUUAAUCGAGACACCAACAUGAAUCCAUCCAGGAGAAGCGAGAGCGACUGGCAGGGCCUGGUGAAUGAGUUCCUGGUAUGUAAGCGAAAAUUGGAGAGUAAGAAGGAGGCCUUGCUGAUCCUGUCCAAAGAGCUGGACACCUGCCAGCAGGAGCGUGACCAGUUCAAACUGAUGGCCAAUCAGCUAAGAGAGCGCCACCAGGGACUGAAGAAGAAAUACAGAGAACUCAUAGAUGGUGACCUGACUCUUCCACCAGAAAAAAGGAACCAAGUGAAUCUAGCUCAAUUGCUGAGAGAUGCUCAGGAGAAGAACAGGAAGCUGAGUGAUGAGGUGAAAGAGCUCAACCAGAGGUUAGCGGAGGUCCAGGGUGACAACAAGCUGCUCAGAAUGACCAUUGCAAAACAGCGCCUUGGUGAUGAAGAGGUGGGCGUUCGCUAUUUUCCAGCACAUGAGAGAGAGGAUCUGGUCCAUCAGUUGGAGAGAGCACGAGAGCAGAAUGAGGAGCUGGAAAAUAGCCUGAAAGCGGCAGCGGAUGAGCUGCAGGACGUCCGAGCAGAGAGGAACGUGUACCAGGAGAAAGCUCAGCGCCUCAACCUUGAGAUCAACCAUGUCCUGGGCUGCCAUGACAACCGGAUCUUGGAUGUGGAUGCUCUGUGCUUGGAAAACAGAUACCUCCAUGAACGGUUUGUGCAAAUUCAGGAAGAAGUCAACCUUCUCAAAACUAAUUUAAUGAAGUAUAAGAGUGCUUUGGAGAGUAAGAAGAACUGUAGAGUUUAUGGCAAGGCCAACAGUAGUGCUUUAACAGGAGUACUUUCAGCCAAGCAAGUGCAAGAGCUGCUGUUGUCCGAGGAAAAUGGCUGUAGCCUCCCGGUCACUCCACAGUCUAUAAGUGACCUGAAGUCGCUGGCUACUGCUCUGCUUGAGACCAUCCACGAAAAGAACAUGGUCAUUCAGCACCAAAGGCAAACCAACAAGAUUCUAGGUAACAGAGUAGCAGAGCUGGAGGGUAAGCUAAAAACUCUGGAAGAUUCUGGGCUAUGGAGUCUGCCUGGGAUUACCUACAACGUAUCUGUGGGAUUAGGGAGAGGAAAGGAUAUGAUAAUUGAUCAGCAGCCCGUCCAGUCCUCCAUGGAACAUCUAGCACCACUAAGGCAGGCAUCUAUGGGAGACGAGGAGGUUGUGGCCGGAGAGGAGGUGACAGAAGACACAGCUUUAUGUGCAGACCCAGGCCAUUCUGAAUCUUCUAAAAUGUUCCCACACCCAGAGCGUCACAGUGCAGCUUUCUCUAAAAACACAAACGCAGCAGGAUCCAGUUUCCAAACAGAAACAACAUCAAGUACAUGCCCCAGCGAUGACCUAAGCAGUGAGCACGGCUACUCUGCCUGCUUUUACUCAGAGAAGACAAUUUGCGCUAUGGAGAGAGCAUCAGACAAUUACAAGCCGCAUUCACUAGACAACGACCAAGAUCUGGCAACCCAUGGUGAUAGGAACUCAAAAAAUGCUCAAGUUGUUUUUGAAGGUCCAGCAGAGGAAGAUGCUGAAGUCUUGCAUUUUGAGCAGCAUGAUAUUCAGGGUCAGUCAGAGAGCACUAAAAUGAUGGCUUCAGAAUCGCAGGAUGAGGAUGGUGUGGAUUGCACAAUACUGUCUGAGCCCACAGCAGCAGAAUAUAUAGAGAGCACACUCUGUGCAAAGGAAGAAACAGACCAAAACAUAAAUCUUCCAUACACACAGGCUCCAGAUCAGGCAGUGAACCCUGAACUAUAAAAUAAAGGAAUAACAGUGACUGAAAACUAGCGAAGACCGCCUAGCAUAAUCUCAUUUGUAAUCAUGUCUAUGAGCUCCUAGUAGCUUGUGUUCAUUAAUAGCACCUUUUUAAUAUUAGCAUUUUUACCUAAAAAAUCCUUGAAUUCUUGCACGUUGUCCAUUUUCAGAUUAAGAGAAAGUGGGAGAGAAAUUGCAGCUCUCACUGAGCCAGCUGAACUUAAAGAGAGAAAAAAGUGCUGUACCACUUUUCAGAAGUCAUAUUCAUUAGCCUUAGCAUGAAACCAUUAUCACGACAUAGGGAAAACCAUUUUUUUUUGUGCUCUGUGGUUUAUAAUAGUCAACUUUUUUCACCAUUUAUAUCACAUAAGUGGUGCUGGUCAGGGGAGUUUGAGUUUCAGUGAAGUUUAGUAAGAUGUGAGACAUCUUACAAGAACUUUCCAAAUGGGGAAUAAUCGCUGUCCGUUAUUAUACCAGUGUGCUUGGGACAGACUUGUGCAGGCUCUUAUGUGCCAUACCCAAAUAGAUUAAGUUACAAGCGUAAUGCAGCUCAGUGACAAUUUGAAUUUAUAAACAAAUACAUUUCAAUUUACAUCUGAGUAUGUUUUUCUCCAUCACGCUUGUCAGAUAGCAGUUAACAAACCCCUGCACUGGUCUCUAUGAAUUUCGUGUAAGAUGCCACUGCUAAGUCUGUAUUAAUGCAGUCCUUGCAACCACUGAAAUUAGAAAUGGGACACCCUACUGCUGUUGGUCCUCACAAGCAUGCGCAAUUGAGGCCCACAAGACUGCAAGUGUGCCAGUUGAGACAGGGCUUAUGGUGUUGAUAGACAUUAUUAUCCCACAAUGCAAUUAAAAGUGGAAAGGGACGAGCUGCUCACAGCCGGAAAAUUUUGAAAACAUCUGAAUACUGGAUUGAGAGCUAGCUAGCUAAUAAGAACAAACUGGAAUGUAAGAUUAGUAAAUAAAGCAACUGGGACAAAGGAACAGUAUUAUACUGGACCUGUUCUGAUAGCAGCACAACUCUGACAGGUCGAUCAGUCUUUAAAGAUUUAAGUUUGGGCUUAAAAAUCUUAAAAAUCUUUUCAAAUUAAACCAACCAUAGACUUAAGAAAAAAGUCAAAAUUUAAAACAAUGUGCAACUACUUUAGUGUGUAAUGUCAGACCUUUUAAACAUGAUGUUGAAAAGGGGUGUGCAGGCCCUUUAACAAGGCUCAAAUGUUAGGAAGAUUAGUGUUAUGCUGAAUAUCAAACAACCUUAAGAAUAAAUCACUAUGCUAGACAGGCUGAUUGCAGAUAAACAUAAAUUAGGCAUGAAACCAUGAUGAUUCCAGCAAUAAACACAACAGAUUUAAUGAAUGUGUUAAAAAGAGAAAUUUAAAAAAUUAUUACAAUUUGAAAGUCAGACAUAAUGGCUCUUAAACUCAACUCUAUAUUUUCUUUACCUUUUUCAUUUCAAUAAGCUAUGUGUCUUCUGUUCAUGUUUUGCCAUGUGAGUAGUCAAGCACAGCAAGUCUGUUUUUGUUUGUCUUGUUCGAUCAUUUGCCUGAGACUGUGAAUAUAACCGUUGUUUGGUGUUACAAGGUUAUUGUACAACCCCAUUUCCACAAAAGUUGGGAUGCUGUGCAAAAUGUAAAUUAAAAAUAGAAUGCAAUGAUAUGCAAAUAAUGUAAACCCUAUUUUUAAAGGA
Molecule: messenger RNA, 3921 nt
Organism: Colossoma macropomum (tambaqui)
Lineage: Eukaryota; Metazoa; Chordata; Actinopteri; Characiformes; Serrasalmidae
Gene: ccdc149b
Product: coiled-coil domain containing 149b
Exons: 13
Coding region: 492-2237 (581 amino acids)
Source: RefSeq, a predicted model, not a curated record